AUGAAAUUUUUUUACCUUUCACUUGUUCAUACUUUUCUUUUAAUAGUAUUGUAUUGUUUCUACGGAUCAUGUGCACCUACUGAAACAAUACAACAAGUUAGAAGGAACAAAAGAAGUUUUAAAAUACCACAUGAUCCUAAUGAUUCAACAGGCGAAGCAGUGGAAAAAUUUUUAGAGCAAUGGGCUAGUUAUGAACAUACUGCAAUACAUGUAACAACAACAGCAACUCCUACAACAGAACCUCCUACAACAGCAGCUCCUACAACAGCAGCUCCUACAACAGCAGCACCUACAUCAGCGGCACCUACAUCAGCGGCACCUACAACAGCAGCACCUACAUCAGCGGCACCUACAUCAGCAGCUCCUACAACAGCAGCUCCUACAACAGCAGCUCCUACAACAGAAGCUCUUACAACACCAGUAACUACAAAAGCAGUAUCUAAAACAACACGCUCUCUUGAUGAAGUAAUGCGACCAUAUUAUCCAUUUAAUAAGAAAUAA
Strongyloides ratti is the source of this 501-nucleotide messenger RNA. RefSeq lists its product as hypothetical. The transcript is spliced from 3 exons. Lineage: Eukaryota; Metazoa; Nematoda; Chromadorea; Rhabditida; Strongyloididae. The record is from RefSeq and is a predicted model, not a curated record. Bases 1 to 501 code for a protein of 166 amino acids.